UGAGCGGAUCCGGGUGGCCCCCGCGUCCCGGAGUGGUCAGGUGCCCCGACGCCCCAAGCCCAGGGCUUUGCUUUUGCCAUGACCGAGCGGCACGGGGGCCUGGGGACCCGCCUGGCUCGCCGCCUGGCCCGGCUAAGGGUCUGGAGGGAGCGCGGGGGGAAGCGGACCCCGGAGGAGGCCAGAGCCCGGGAUAGGCCCUUGAGUGGCCAGAGCUGCCCUGACCUGGCCCAUGGCCAGGGCAGCACCAGUGAUGUCAGCCUCAAGGCCCAAGCCCAGAGCUACUCAGAAUGGGACCUUCAAGCAGGGAGCCGUGGUUCCUGGCUUUGGAAGCGACAACACAGCUCAGGGGGCCCCUCUCAACUCCUGGGGCGCCUACAGAGGCCAACUGUGGGCAGUGCCUCUGACCUGGCCAACUAUGCCUCCAGCGGGCUGGAGAGUCUGGCACUGGCAGCAGAGCCUUCUGGUGUCAGGUGCCCCUCAUGCCCAGUGCUAGCACCUGGAUGUCUGCAGGAGGGAACCCCAGGCUGUGCCUGCCCCAGGUCCCCAUACAGAACCCCAGAGGUUCCUCUGGGGCCUGAGCCACAAGCCAACCUGAAAGACGUGCUGCCCCACCCAGCAACCUUCCCCAAGGUAGAAGGGGCAAAGGGCGAGUCUGCCACCCCAGGGCCAGUCCUGCCAGAGUCAGCCCAGAGCCUACAUGAGCGUCCGUCUGCCAGGAGGACCCGCUACCACAUCACCAUCAUCCUGCGGGGGUGUGGGGAGGCACCUGGGGAGGAGGCGGAGGAGCCCAAACCGGCCGGACCAGCUCUCUAUCCCUGUGGCCCUGAGGAAUCCUGGGGCUGGCAGGAGCCUCCCCACGGGCCCCACCCCAUCACGGGGUGCCUGACCAGCCCGCCCAAGGAGCCCCAGCUGAGAGCCCCACUGCAUCAGGAGAGUACAGCCCAUUGGCAGGAGCUCCAGGCCCGCUGCACACCCGGGUCCCUAAACAGACGGGAGCUGGGCCACAGUGAGCCAAGGACCCCUCAGGACAGGUUGCUGGGGCCCAACAUGGAGGAGGCAGGUGGGCCCCUGACUCGGGCUGAGGCCCGAGUGGUGAGUGCCACACUGACAUGGCGGCAGCGGCCCCCUGCCCAAGAAGAGAUCAGACACCAUUUUCACAAGGUGUCCCUGGUGUCAGGGGCCCAGAUGGAUGCCCCCUGGGAGGAGAUGUUUGAGUACCGUCACCGUCAAGAGGAAGUCAAUGGCUUUGCUCCACGGGAAGAGACUGUGAAUUACCAGGGACCACGGUACGAGGCUGGCUCCAAGAGCUUCCAGACCCAUGGGCCUAUCUUUUCCAAGAAGUACACCCCACCCCCCAAGGAGAAGAGGCCAGUGGGGAGGCUAAAGGAGACUGUUGAACAGGGUGAUGGCAGCCCCCAAGACUCCAGGACUGAGCCACCAAGCCCAGGAGCCAUGGCCAGAACUGACCUUUUGGUGCCCCUGCCUGGGCCCCGUGAGCCGAGCCCCCACCCACGUGUGAGUCUCACCAGUGGGAGGCCCCAGAGCCCAGAGGAACUGCGGGUGACUCGCACCGUGCGGACCACCAUGGUGGUGGGUGGGCACGUGGACCGACGAGUGAACAGUUCUGUGACCGUGGGGCCAACGCUCUCAGGCAAGGCCCUGCCAAGGGGCCGCAAUGCUGCCCACGCAGUACGGGUGGUGGUGGUGAGCCCCCGGGCUGAGAACUCUCCCAGCCGCAGUCAGGCCCUAGAGCUGCUAAGUAGCCUUGUGCCGGCUGAGCGUAGCCCACCUGCUAGCCAGCUCCCCAGGUCUAUAGCUGUUGUGCCAAGGAGUCCAGUUCUGGGCAGCACAGUGGGGGCAGGCAUAGGGACAGUAGAACCAAGGGACAGAUCUGCCCUGGCCCUUGCAGGCGUCCCAGAGGAUGCUCGCCCACCUCAGAACCAGGAUGUCUCUGUAACCAACCUGGACCAAGACCAGGGCAGCGUCCCAGAUGCCAGGGCCCAUGAGGUCUCAAGGGUGCAGGGAGUGUCCAGCCCCACCCAGGCCCUUCUCCAGAUUCCUCAGGGCCAGGCACCGGUUCCCUCCUCUCCCAGACACCAGACCCAAAUCCUGUCUCUGGGCCCUGUCCACCCCCCGCAGCAGCCUGUGGUGCCCACUCCUCUCCCCGAGGCCCAGCUCACCCUUGAUUCCAGGACUCCCCAGGCACCGCCCUCUGUAAAAAGGGAAAAGCUCAUGGAACCCCCAGCUGCCACCAUCCUGCCCACAGUGAGGAGCGAGCCUGUUACAGUCCCUGGACAACCUCCUGCUCCAUCCUCUGUGAGAAGAAAGGCUGCCCCCAGCCCAGGAGGUCUUUCUUCUCCAUCCUCCCCAAGGAAUGAAGUUGUGCAGGACCCUGAAAAUGUCCCCAUCUUCUCCCCGACCCAGGAAGAAGUAGUGCAGAGCCCUGGUGCUCCUGCCUCCUCUUCCUCCACACCAACCAAGGUUGUCCGGGGCCCAGAAGGCAGCCCUAGCACCCCAAGGAAGGUUACCCAGGGUACUGAAGGCAGCCUCUCCCCUCCCCUCCCGAAGGAUGAGGCUGUUCAAGGCCUGACUGCUCCUGCUCUCCCAUCCCCCAAAGAGGACAAGGUGAUCCAGGGCUCUGAAGGGAGCCCCGUCUCAUAUACUCCCCAAAAAGAAGGUGCCCAGGGCCCUGGUGCUUCUGAUGCCCUAUUUUCCACCCAGAAAGUGGUCAUCCAUGGCCCUGCAGGUCUCCUUGACCCCUCUUCAGUGGGCGAGGUGUCCCUCAGCUCAGGAGGCCCCCCUUCCCCAGUGCCAAUGGGAGAAGAGGCCAGCCCAGAGGCUCAGCCUGUCCCUGACUCCAGUGAGGGAAAGGUGCUCCCAGAGCUAGCAAGGGAGGAUGAGGUGGCCCUGGCCACUGACCUGGAGAUCUUCCUGGAUACACUGCGCAGCAUGGAGCCCCCUGAGAUCCUCCGCACUCACCGGCUGCCUCGAGCCCCCCGUUCCUCCUCCCUGGCCAUGUAUGCUACCCUGCCCGCCAUCAAGGAGGACCAGCCCGGACCAUGGGUGCUGGGAACCAGCCCCCAGGAGGUGCCUGACCUGGAAGAGAAGGAGCAGGAAGAGGAAGAAGAACCAGAGAACCCCUACCUGAGCGAUGAUGAGAAACUCCAGCGAAGGCAGGAGAAGGCUCAGUCCAGCCUCUCCUGGGAGUCCCGUCCUGCCAGGCCUCCCCAGAUCUCCUGCUCUCCACUGGAGAUGAUGAGGAGGCAUGUAGCAGGUGCCAAGGGCCCCCACGCAGAGCUGGCGCUAGAAUGGCAGGCAGGUAGCCGGCCUACUUCCCGUCUUGGAGGCAGCCUUCUCUUUGGUGGUCUGGUGCCUGCCACCAAGGACAUCCCCACCUUGGAACCACUGGGCACAAAACUAUCUUCUCUGCCACCCCAUGGGGCACCAGGGCUCAGGAAGGUGCCAGGACAGCUGCCCCUGCUCUGCAGUGCAAGGCCCCCACCAGAGAAGCCGGCAUGUGUCUGGCCCCUGGAGGAGUGGAGCCCAGCACUGAAGAUCCAGGGCAAGCUGAACACUAGGCCUGGGAAGAUGAUCCUCUUCUCAGAGGCUGGCUGCCAAGGCAGCAGCAGGGAGGUCUGGGAAGACACGGUCGAUACCUCCAGCUGGGACCACGUGGCCUCUGUGAGGGUGGUUCGAGGCUGCUGGGUGCUGUAUGAAGAGUCAGAGUUCCGGGGCCGAAAGCUGGUCCUGCCUGAAGGAGAUGUGGAACUCAGAGUCCUGGGAUCGGCGUGGAGCACCCAAGGCAUUGGCUCCCUGAGGAGGGUUGUCCGGACCUACAUUACCCCAGAGAUCACCCUGUACUCUGAGGAGGGCCUUAAUGGGGAGCAAAUAAAGCUAACUGAGGCCUUGGAGGACCCUCAAAGCCUAGAGAGGACCCUGCAGGUGGCGUCUGCCACAGUCUCGGCAGGACUGUGGCUGCUGUACCCCAAACCCUCCUUUGAGGACACUCCCUGCAUCCUGGAACCUGGAGAGUACCCCACCUCAGAGUCCUGGGGUACCUCAGACCCCAGCGUGGGCUCCCUAAAGCCCAUGAGAUUGGGCUGCCCAAGCGUGGAGAGACCAGGGGAGCCCAAGGCUGUGGUGUAUGAGGCCCCAGACUUUCAGGGCCGCAGCUGGGAAUUGUGUCGAGACAUCUACAACCUUCAGCAGCCAGAGGACAGCCAGAGCCCCCACCUGGCCUCUGUGGGGUCCCUUCGAGUUCUUGGGGGCUGCUGGGUGGGCUACGAGAAGGAGGGCUUCCGGGGCCACCAGUAUCUGCUGGAGGAGGGGGAAUACACUGACUGGACACACUGGGGAGGCUAUGACGAGGUGCUCACCUCCCUCCGGGUCAUCCGGACGGAUUUCGGGGACCCGGCCAUCGUGCUGUUUGCGGCCACGGACUUCGAGGGGCAUGGUGUGGAGGUGAGCGAGGCAUUGCUGGACGUGGAGCUGGCACGACACGGCCCCCGCACGCAGGCUAUCCACGUGCUCAGCGGCGUGUGGGUGGCCUACGAGAAGGUGGGCUUCUCCGGCGAGCAGUACGUGUUGGAGAAGGGCGUGUACCGCAACUGCGACGACUGGGGGGCGGGCAACAGCGCCCUCGCCUCGCUGCAGCCGGUCCUGCAGGUCGGGGAGCACAAUCUACACUUUGUCUCAAAGAUUCAGCUUUUUUCCGGCGCCGACUUCCUGGGUGACCACUUCUCCUUCGAGGAUGAUCAGGCCUCCCUACCCACUUCCUUCCAGCCCCAGUCCUGCCGUGUCCACGGAGGCAGCUGGAUUCUAUUUGAUGAGAAGAACUUCGAGGGUGACCAGCACAUUCUCUCCGAGGGCGAGUUCCCCACUCUCACAGCCAUGGGCUGCCUAGCCUCCACAGUCCUGGGCUCUCUCCGGAAGGUACCCCUGCACUUUUCAGAGCCCUCCAUUUCCCUGUACGGCCUGGAGUGCUUCGAGGGGAAGGAGAUCGAGCUCGACGGGGAGGUGCGGAGCCUGCAAGCCCAGGGCUUCAACAACCACGUGCUGUCCGUGCGGAUCAAGGGGGGCGUCUGGGUGCUGUGUGAGCACAGUGACUUCCGGGGCCGCCAGUGGCUGGUGGGCAGCUGCGAGAUCACCAACUGGCUGACCUACAGUGGGACCCAGAGGGUGGGUUCGCUCUACCCCAUCAAGCAGCGCCGGGCGUAUUUCCGCCUCUGGAACGCAGCACUGGGGGGAUUCCUGGCUGUGCCAGACCAUGUAGAAGAUAUGAAGGCGGGCCGUGUGGUGGUCGCAGAGCCCCGAGCUGGAGGCAGCUGCAUCUGGUACUACGAGGAUGGGCUGCUGAAGAGCCAGGUUGCCCCUACUAUGAGCCUGCAGGUGAUUGGACCCCCCAGCACAGGCUCUAAGGUGGUGCUGUGGGCUGACAGCCGCCUGCCUCGCCAGACGUGGAGCAUCAGUGAAUCAGGCCACGUCUGCAGCGAGAUGUUUGAAGGCCAGAUCCUAGAUGUGAAGGGUGGCCAGGGCUAUGACCGAGACCACGCAGUGCUGUGGGAGCUGGCCAAGGACAGGGUGUCCCAGAUCUGGACCAUCCAUGUGCUUUGACCCCACGCCUCCCCUCCAGCCCUGGAGGCUUUCCCUGGGAUGCAAUGUUUUUAUAGGUCUUUUUGUUGUAAUAUAAGCUUUUUCUAAUAUGC
Messenger RNA from Manis pentadactyla (Chinese pangolin), 5705 nucleotides. It is a transcript of the gene CRYBG2, whose product is annotated as crystallin beta-gamma domain containing 2. The transcript is spliced from 22 exons. Bases 79 to 5613 code for a protein of 1844 amino acids. NCBI's taxonomy places the organism in Eukaryota, Metazoa, Chordata, Mammalia, Pholidota, Manidae. The record is from RefSeq and is a predicted model, not a curated record.